This is a messenger RNA of Zygotorulaspora mrakii, 2670 nucleotides long. RefSeq names its product chromatin modification protein (gene TAF5). Gene Ontology annotation, biological process: transcription initiation at RNA polymerase II promoter. Gene Ontology annotation, cellular component: transcription factor TFIID complex. Gene Ontology annotation, molecular function: protein binding; RNA polymerase II general transcription initiation factor activity. The coding region runs from base 1 to 2670 and encodes 889 amino acids. NCBI's taxonomy places the organism in Eukaryota, Fungi, Ascomycota, Saccharomycetes, Saccharomycetales, Saccharomycetaceae. The record is from RefSeq and is a predicted model, not a curated record. The transcript has a single exon.
AUGGCACAACAGAACUCAAAACAGCAGCAGCCACGCCAGACGUCUCCGACAUCUGGGCCUCGAAACCCGGUGUCUGGUGGUGCUAACGCUGGCAAUGCAAAUACAAAUGCAAGUACGAAUGCCAAUAGAGGUAAUGGAGCCGGUGCAGGUACUGGUGCACAAGCUAGUGGUGGAAACGGGGGAGCCAAACCCAGUGGACCGUUUUCCGCAUCCGAUUUGAACAGGAUUGUGCUUGAAUAUUUAAACAAGAAAGGGUAUCACCGUACGGAGGCUAUGCUACGAGCAGAGAGUGGAAGAACGUUAACUCCCCAGAACAAUCAGUCACCUGCAAAUACAAAGACUGGUACUCUUCCUGAACCGAAAACAACACCGCCAAAUGCAGAAAGUACAGCUAGACCAAUUAGCAAUCCAGUAAAUGUACCUUCAAAGAGAGACUCAAAUGACACAAGUAUAGUUUCAGAUGAUAAACUAAAAGAGGUUACAGCACCGGAAAAUUAUAUCAGAGCAUACUCUAUGCUAAAAAACUGGAUAGAUUCUUCAUUAGAGAUUUACAAACAGGAAUUGCUUUACAUUGUUUACCCAAUUUUUAUUUAUAUCUUCCUAACGUUGGUUCCAAAGAGUCCUAUUUUUGCAAGAAGAUUCUUUGAUAGAUUUUCACCAGAUUUCAAAGUAAAUCAUAGCAGCGAAAUCAACAGGUUGUUUAGCGUCAAUUCAAUUGAUCACAUUAAGGAAAAUGAAGUGGCGAGCGCUUUCCAGGAGAAUAGAUAUCGUAUCACAAUUUCUAGAACACCUUUGAAUCUCUUAUUAUAUUUUUUAAAUGAAAAUGAAAGUGUUGGUGGAUCUUUAGUCAUCAGUAUCGUCAAUCAACACAUCGACCCCAUAGUUGUUGAAACAGUUACAGCUAAAGAUAAACUUUCUGACGGUAUAAAAUUGAUUGAUUCAGAGAAUGGAAAAUCAAACGUAGAUGCUGAAAUAAAUUCUAUACCUGUUAAACUGGGACCUUUCCCAAAAGACGAGGAGUUUUCAAAAGAAGUUGAGACCGAACUAAGAAUCAAAGAUGAGCAGGAAAGAAAACAAGUGCCACAACUCGAUGGAACUUCCAGUUCCAAUCAAAGUAAAAAAACAUUGUUAGAAGAAUAUAGAUCAAUGCACAAUGAGCCAUACGAUGAAAAGACAGAUAUGAAUAGUUCUGCAGCUGUAGCGGCAGCCAGCGACGCGAUUACUGCAAGCUCACCCACGCCGCCAAAAGACAUGAAGGAACAAUUAAGGCCGGAAGAAGAAAAUAAAAAUAACACGAAUAGCGAUGGGUCAAAAGCUGCAAAUGUUGAAGACGGAGGUAAAAACGUUGCCACUAAUCUGGAUGUUAAAACUAAUGAAAAGGAAAAUGAAUCCAAAACGAAAACAACUGAUGAUUCGAAUGAUAAGAAGGAAUCAUCGGUAGUGGCGCCGGUCAAGAUUGAAGAGAAAAAACAACAAAGUAAGGCAAGUAACGCAGCAUUCAUUCCUCCGGACGCAGUGAUGGAAUCUCCAUCAGCUGAUACAAUACCACUGCCUUUAAAGACUACUUUAGACAUAAAACUGGAAAUCCAGAAGGUGAAAGAGUCAAGGGAUGCAAUUAAAUUGGAUAAUUUACAGUUGGCAUUGCCCAGUGUUUGCAUGUAUACAUUUCAUAAUACAAACCGAGAUAUGACAAGUUUGGAAUUCAGUGAUGACUGUAGAUUAGCUGCUGCAGGAUUUCAAGAUAGUCAGAUAAAAAUAUAUUCCCUAGAUGGUAGUUCACUAAGCAAUAAAUACACAGGCAAAGAAAUACCGAGUGACGCGCUGACAGCCAGUUUGACCGGUCAUAGUGGCACUGUAUAUUCUACUAGUUUUAGUCCAGACAACAGGUACUUGGUAUCGGGGUCGGAAGACAAAACGGUAAGGUUGUGGUCCAUGGAUACCUAUACUCCCUUGGUCAGUUAUAAAGGUCACAAUCACCCUGUUUGGGAUGUGGAAUACUCUCCUUUGGGUCAUUAUUUCGCAACCGCAUCGCAUGAUCAUACAGCGAGAUUGUGGUCUUGUGAUCACAUUUACCCGUUAAGAAUAUUUGCAGGUCAUUUAAAUGACGUUGAUUGUGUUUCUUUCCAUCCCAACGGUUGCUAUCUUUUUACUGGUUCUAGUGAUAAGACUUGUAGGAUGUGGGAUGUCGCUACCGGUGACUCUGUGAGGCUGUUCCUUGGCUUAACAGCUCCGGUAAUCUCAACAAAAGUCUCACCUGAUGGAAGAUGGUUAUCUACAGGUAGCGAGGAUGGUGUCAUAAACGUGUGGGACAUCGGAACGGGGAAGAGAUUGAAACAAAUGCGUGGCCAUGGUAAGAAUGCAAUAUACUCUUUAUCAUACAGUAAAGAGGGAAAUGUUCUCGUUAGUGGAGGUGCAGAUCAUUCUGUCCGUGUCUGGGAUUUAAAGAAGGCUACUGCAGAAUCGGGAGCAGAACCGGAAGAUCCUUUUGUUGGCUAUCUAGGCGAUGUCACAGCCUCAAUAAACCAAGAUAUAAAAGAAUAUGGCCGCCGUCGGACAGUUAUACCUACAAAUGAUCUAGUUGCAUCAUUUUUUACAAAAAAGACACCUGUUUUCAAAGUGAAAUUCACCAGAAGUAAUUUAGCCCUGGCUGGGGGUGCCUUCAGGGAUUGA